Porites evermanni is the source of this 8648-nucleotide messenger RNA. Lineage: Eukaryota; Metazoa; Cnidaria; Anthozoa; Scleractinia; Poritidae. The record is from the annotation of a GenBank genome assembly.
AUGUCGGAUUCUACUCCUCCUGAAACAGGCAACUUGCUGGAUAUCGAUUCAACGGGCACUGAAAAUCAAGAUGUGUCGUCCACGACGCCCCCAUUCGAUGAACCAGCGAAAGAAGAAGAAGAACCUUCUCUAAAUAAUGAUAACGUGUCCGAUGAAAAAGAGGACACACCAGCUGUCGAAGAUCUUCCAACAGACAGAACAGAAACCGAAGAAAAACCUGACGAAGCGGCCCCUUCUACCAAAGGUUAGCUUGUACUUUACAAGCUUGUAAGCACACUUAAGCUUACCAUAAACUUUUAUAUUUGUGGCUGGUUUAGCUCGUACUUUGUGCAAUAGAAUAUCCCCUAUUCUGCCACCUACCUUAUGUCUUUUUGUCUUGCUUGGGUAGACGUUUUUGGAAAACUUAGAUUUUAAAGUGCUUUGGCCUCACUCGAACCAGCAGAAAGUCAUGGGAAGGCUCGAACAAUCUCGGGUGUGUGAAAGUCAAAUUAGUUUCCUUCGUGUCAGUCCGCUCAAAAUGAAUUCCUUGUUUAUUUUCUAGAGCUAACAAGCCGCCCUGCUCGGUGGAUGAAGGAACAUGGAGUCGAUCAGAGAAGUACAGUUUAAUAACAAAUUGUGCAGUUUGAAGACAAGUUACUGUACGUUGCGUUUAGAUAACUUGUUUAGUAGCAAGCACGGUACUUCAAUCAUCCUGCACAGUUUUUCACUUGACUAAUAACAUAAACUUUCAAUCGCCAUUAAAUUAUAGCGACAGAAGAAAAAAAUGUUGGAGAAACCAUCAGAAAUAUACUGUGAUUACAGUAGGUACGAAUGGACGGCGAUUGAAAACUGUAUUAUUCCAAAUUAUCGACUGUUUUCUUUGUGGCCGCUGGGCGCUGCCUUCCAAACGGAAAAUGCAAGGAGUUAAUAAAUAUUCGGGCGCACCCAAUUCGUUAGUUGAUUAGCAACACCAUUCACUCACUAAAUAGCAAACCAGCACCACAAACGAAUCGGCAGUUAUAGUUAAAUCUCAUAAUUAUGUCGAUUUUAAAACCUCGUGGCCCAGUGGUGAUAUCAAAUCAAAAAGGGUACUAGUGAAUUCUUAGUUGAGAAAGGCCAUUUUAUAUAUUUGGGUCUGCAACUGAUGUAAUCUUCCCUAUUUAAUCAGAUAUGUCUUUUUUCAUUUACUUUUUUCAUCAGAAAAUGCUCUUCAUUCAUCCAUUUGGUUCACAUGAUUGCUUUGUCGAUCAUGUCACACUGAAUUAUUUAUAACUUCGCCGGAAUAUUUAUUGUUUUAAACGCUGUAGUUUCGGGUGGGGCGUUUAAAAUAACCUCAAUCCGAAAAGAAGUACAGUAAAGUGUAUUCGACUGUGAAUUAUUUGCAGUUUAGUUGGUCUGUCUAUGUUUAAAGUAAUAAUAAAAAAACUGUGUUUUAUUAGUUUCGAACGUUCAAUUUUCUUACGUUCUAAGAUCAAAGUCCUUACACCUGCUGCUGUGUGUACUCUGCAUGUUUUCUUUGCAAUAUUCAGCUUUUUAGUCGUGUUCUUUGGAACGAUUUUUGUAUUGUGUUCAGCUAGUUAAAGACUAAUGUCAUCCAUGGGCGCCUAUCAUGGGAAACUUUCAUGUUGCAUGAAUCUUACAAAAGAAUAUUUUCUUUAGUUAUGUUAGUAUACAUUGUGUGCAAAUUUUGUGUUCUCUGAUGCAUUUCUCUGUUUACUGUUUAGACAUAGUGACAUUGUUGGAAAAUUUAACAUGUUGUUUUAUAAUGUUUCUUCCUUACUUCUAAAUGUCAAUUAGGUAUUUAAAGGCAUGUUUAAAAUUGCCCUGCAUUUAAGAAAAUUAAAAAACCCUUUGGAUUGAAAGUUUUGUUACAUAUGACUUUCAUAAUUUUUUCCUUUUUGGGGGAGGGAGAGGGGGGAAGGUGCUCUGUGAAAACUGAGACAACAGCAUUUAAAACUAAUUACACAGUUUUUUAUGAAAAUCAACACUUUGCUGGAGCUUAGUGUUGAUGUUUUUAAUAUAUCAAAGGAAACAGAAAUGAGGUACGAAACCGACUUUAUCAAUUCUGUUAUGAAAGAGAACUUUAGUCACCUAUGGCCCUUUUUUUUAAUGGAAUGGGUUCAGAUUUUUCUUAGUCGUUCCAAGUUUUUUGCUUGUAUGAACAUGCCUUAUACCAUUCAAGAUGCCUUACUUUACUUACUACUUUAUUUUAGUUAUUGACUUGAUCUACUGGCGCUGUCUGAAAAAGACUGGGAUUGUAGUGGUUACCGGUCUGGUGUUGCUGUUUUCACUGACCAUGUACACUUUCCUGAGUGUGGUGACGUUCUUCUCCAUGGCAUUGCUGACUGUGUCCUUGCUGUAUAGGGUUGGCAUGACUGUCAUGGGUGCAAUCCAGAAAACAGGAACGGAUAAUCCAUUUAAGUAAGUGUUUGAAAGGCUCAUGUUUUAAAGGCAUAGUUCCAUACUCAAAAAUACAAACUGCUAAAAUUUUACGGAUUGGUAGAAGGCCUCUUCGUCUUGUUUGAGAACCAAGCCAUCAUCGCAGGGAAGCAGAGGGAUGUUUGUUCUUAUAAUGUACUGCUAUGUCUUACUGAAUAGGUUCAGUAUUUUAUGGAUUAUAUGCUCUUUCUGGUGGUGCUAUCUUUUAGAUUCCUUAGUUACGGAUAAUUUAUUUCCAGGGAUUUGAUAACUCUUUUCAUGAUCUUUCAUAUUGCUUCUUGAGCACUUCUUGUGGUCACUGGGCCUACACGUAUAUACCUUGAAUUCUUGUUUCAACGUCUUUUUAUAAAAAAAAACGGGAAUUCAAACAUAAUUAUUUUCAUUUGCCUUGUUGAUCUAAAGCUAAUGACACCUGGGGAUACAAAAAUACCUCAACAAUUUUUCUGUUGUUGCUGUUGUUGUUGUUACUAUCACUAUUAUAGAAGAACAAGAAAUUAUUAUUGUUAUUAUUGCUAUUACUAUUGGAAAAUCUCAUGAAAUUGUGCCUUAUGAGGUGGUAGAUUGUGAAAAUUUAUCAACUGCCAACCUACUACAAGAUGCAUUGACUAAAAAAUGCUUUGUGCUAUAUUUUAGGACAAUUCUUGAGAGAGAUGUUGACAUUCCUAAAGAAAAGGUAACAAAUUAUCUGUUACAAGUACUUUGCAGAAAUGCGAUAAAAAGAAAAAUAAUUAUUAAACUAAUAUUAAACUUUUUUGCUUUUGUUAACUCUUCAUUUGCAGGCUGUGGAAGUUGUGGAAGUCAGCAUUGACCAGAUGAACCGGCUUACCAAGGAGUUAAAGCGGCUUUUCUUAGUGGAGGAUAUUGUUGACUCCAUCAAGGUAAAGUGUGUGGAUUCGAUCAUGUAACCUUUUUAUUUACAGUUGACUCCCGCUAACUCGAACCUCGCACUAACUCGAGCCAAAGUCGAUUUCCCCUGGAUUUCCUUCUUACAUUUACUGUAAUUUUACCCUCGGUAACUCGAACCCUCGAUAACUCGAACCUCCCGUUAACUCGAAAUAAUUUUUGUUCCCCUUCAGCUCAUUUCUAUACAAUUUUACUCUCGAUAACUCAAACCAUGUUAUAAGCACGUGACAAGUCGAGAAAAAAAAACGUGUGCUGAAGCCUGAAACAUUUAAUUUAUUUCAGAACAACCGAGUAAAUUCUUUGUCUUUACUUUUUUAUCACUCCAGUUCAAGUUCUGUGUCCAUUCCUGUAUACUUUGUUGCUUAAUUGCCUUAAUUUCCUUCCCAUCGAUUUGCUUAUUUCCUUACUUCUGGUCAUUUCCUUCAAACUCUUGAUAACUCAAACUUUUUUCAAUUUCCCUUGAAGGUUCGAGUUAGUGGGAGUCGAUGGCAGUAGUUUAUUUUGCAAAGCAGCAAGCAAAAAAAUUUCUGCCUUUCAGUGGGAUUCACACUUGUGACCUCUGGCUGAUAAGUUUCCAUACCAUAGAAUUCUGAAAAUAAGUUUCACUAGCUUGUAUUUAGAGGGGCGUCAUUAUUGAAGGGGAAUGUGCAUGUCACAUAUGGCUGUACUUAUAACUGGAGGGAAACUUAUGUCCAGAUUUACUUAAGAUAGUUUUGGGGCAUUGACUUCAAACAGAAUAGCAAAAAUCUUCAAAUGAANCAAGUACUUUGCAGAAAUGCGAUAAAAAGAAAAAUAAUUAUUAAACUAAUAUUAAACUUUUUUGCUUUUGUUAACUCUUCAUUUGCAGGCUGUGGAAGUUGUGGAAGUCAGCAUUGACCAGAUGAACCGGCUUACCAAGGAGUUAAAGCGGCUUUUCUUAGUGGAGGAUAUUGUUGACUCCAUCAAGGUAAAGUGUGUGGAUUCGAUCAUGUAACCUUUUUAUUUACAGUUGACUCCCGCUAACUCGAACCUCGCACUAACUCGAGCCAAAGUCGAUUUCCCCUGGAUUUCCUUCUUACAUUUACUGUAAUUUUACCCUCGGUAACUCGAACCCUCGAUAACUCGAACCUCCCGUUAACUCGAAAUAAUUUUUGUUCCCCUUCAGCUCAUUUCUAUACAAUUUUACUCUCGAUAACUCAAACCAUGUUAUAAGCACGUGACAAGUCGAGAAAAAAAAACGUGUGCUGAAGCCUGAAACAUUUAAUUUAUUUCAGAACAACCGAGUAAAUUCUUUGUCUUUACUUUUUUAUCACUCCAGUUCAAGUUCUGUGUCCAUUCCUGUAUACUUUGUUGCUUAAUUGCCUUAAUUUCCUUCCCAUCGAUUUGCUUAUUUCCUUACUUCUGGUCAUUUCCUUCAAACUCUUGAUAACUCAAACUUUUUUCAAUUUCCCUUGAAGGUUCGAGUUAGUGGGAGUCGAUGGCAGUAGUUUAUUUUGCAAAGCAGCAAGCAAAAAAAUUUCUGCCUUUCAGUGGGAUUCACACUUGUGACCUCUGGCUGAUAAGUUUCCAUACCAUAGAAUUCUGAAAAUAAGUUUCACUAGCUUGUAUUUAGAGGGGCGUCAUUAUUGAAGGGGAAUGUGCAUGUCACAUAUGGCUGUACUUAUAACUGGAGGGAAACUUAUGUCCAGAUUUACUUAAGAUAGUUUUGGGGCAUUGACUUCAAACAGAAUAGCAAAAAUCUUCAAAUGAACAAGCCCUAGGAUUUCACAGUAACGAUCGUUUGUGGUACUGUGUCAUUUACCUGGUCUUUAAAAAAACGGAACUGAAAAAUAGUUUCCCAGUGACAUUUUCAGCCUUAGGGAUCAAUUUACAGAAUCCACACAGUCUUGACUAGCAGAGCAAUUCUUAGUUAUGACUUGGGUUAUAUACGAAAGUCAACGUUGAUUAGCAUCUAUCAUCUUUCUGUUGUUUGCCAUCUUGAAUCAUUUCCGAAGUGCAUUGAACAUUACUGGUUUAUGGCUUCCAGGGCCAAGAAAAAAAUAUGAUGUCCAAAAGUUGGAAACAUUUAAGAGGUGGGUUCCCUUGAAUUUGCUCUGAGCCAAAAACUUGUUACAGAUGGUUUCCCAUGAUCUCUGGGUACGAAGACGAAAAAUUGUUUUCCUUGGGAAAUGAAAUCCUAGGGCAUGAAUGAACUUACAUUUACUAGUCAGCACAAGGCUAACCAACAGUGGUGUCUGCAACACCAUGGAGCAUCCCAAUUACAUAGUACACUUUAUGAUCCUAUAUAACUACGCUGUUACAGUGUAGUUAGUGUAGUUCAUAGUUAUGGAAACUGAACAAGGCAAAACUCAUUUCUGGGCUUGCCUUGUACGACUUUCUUAUUUUUUUUCUCUGUGAGGGCGAUUCCAAUUUUGGGGGGCUUAUAUACAUGUAUGUUAGAGACUUUUUAGGAGGUGUUGAAUUUUUGGGCAUAUAUUCAGGUGUCCAAAGGCGCCUAUUUACAGAAUUUCACAAUAACUUGUUUUGUUAGAUGAUCGUACCAGUAUUGUAUUGUCAAUGUUGUUUGAGCCCCUUCAAAAUCCUUUUUUUACCAGGCUUGCAUUCAUUGUUUAAGUUAGGCGUCUGAUGCAUUAGAGAGAUUAAGAUUUACGUUUACGGCAUACGGCAAACGGCAAACGUCAGUUGAGAAUUUCUCAGAAUAGAAAAUAAGCAGAUAAAAACAGUCCAGAACGAUUCUUGUGGCCAAAACUGGCAUUAAAUAUGUCACAUAUGGCUGUACUUAUAACUGGAGGGAAACUUAUGUCCAGAUUUACUUAAGAUAGUUUUGGGGCAUUGACUUCAAACAGAAUAGCAAAAAUCUUCAAAUGAACAAGCCCUAGGAUUUCACAGUAGCGAUCGUUUGUGGUACUGUGUCAUUUACCUGGUCUUAAAAAAAACGGAACUGAAAAAUAGUUUCCCAGUGACAUUUUCAGCCUUAGGGAUCAAUUUACGGAAUCCGCACAAUCUUGACUAGCAGAGCAGUUCUUAGUUAUGACUUGGGUUAUGUACGAAAGUCAACGUUGACUAGCAUCUAUCAUCUUUCUGUUGCUUGCCAUCUUGAAUCAUUUCCGAAGUGCAUUGAACAUUACUGGUUUAUGGCUUCCAGGGCCAAGAAAAAAAUAUGAUGUCCAAAAGUUGAAAACAUUUAAGAGGUGGGUUCCCUUGAAGUUUCUCUGAGCCAAAAAAUUGUUAUGGAUGGUUUCCCAUGAUCUCUGGGUACGGAGACAAAAAAUUGUUUUCCUUGGGAAAUGAAAUACUAGGGCAUGAAUGAACUUACAUGUACUAGUCAGCACAAGGCUAACCAACAGUGGUAUCUGCAACACCAUGGAGCAUCCCAAUUACAUAGUACACUGUAUGAUCCUAUAUAACUACACUGUUACAGUGUAGUUAGUGUAGUUCAUAGUUAUAGAAACCGAACAAGGCAAAACUCAUUUCUGGGCUUGCCUUGUACAACUUUCUUACCGUUUUCUCUGUGCGGGCGAUUCCAAUUUUGGGGGGCUUAUAUACAUGUAUGUUAGAGACUUUUUAUUUUCAGGUGUCCAAAGGCGCCUAUUUACAGAAUUUCACAAUAACUUGUUUUGUUAGAUAAUCAUGCAUACCAGUAAUGUAUUGUCAAUGUUGUUUGAGCCCCUUCAAAAUCCUUCUUUUACCAGGCUUGCAUUCAUUGUUUAAGUUAGGUAUCUUAUGCAUUCUUUCAAAACUCACGCUGGAUUCUGAAAGUUCACUACUGCUUCUUUCUUUCAGUUUGGACUUCUCUUGUGGGUUCUGUCAUAUAUUGGUGCCUGGUUUAAUGCACUUACCCUCAUUAUCAUUGGUGAGUAUUAUUAUGAAGAAACCUUUGCAAAGCAAAUGCCUCUUUUUCAAUUUUGUUCUUGCCACUACCGCUUGUAAGUAGAGUAAACAGUUUUAACUUCUUGUUUGGUUGUGUGUGGUUCUUUUUUAGAUUUUAUUCUCCUGUUUUCUCUGCCUCGCUUGUAUGAGGAUCAUCAGGUAUGUCAAAUUAAACACUUAAGAGGUUGGCAAAGUUGUAUUUUUGACUACUUCAGACCAUUUAAAGUUAAGCUAGAAGACUGUUUAUAUUGUGUUAUUUGUGAAUGCUUGUAUACAUAAUUUAUGAAAGACAAAAAACAAAUUCGGUCAGAUGGACUGAACUGAGAUUUUAAACAGAACAAAGAAGGUAAAAAGGUCUAAUGCUCUACAGGCUUUUCAAGCGCUUGUUACACACAUCAUAUCGUUAUGCUUGUAAACCGAUUUCAUACAUUGAUUUGUAUGAAAUUGCCCACCCCAGUCCAGAUCUUGUUUUAUUGUGGUGCCUGUUGGACAAACUGUGGAGAUCUCAUUCAGGAGAAAGGUUAAGGGAUUGUGUGAUUAAUUAAAUGUUUUUUUUUAUUCACAGGAAAAAGUUGAUGAAUAUAUGGCAAUUGCUCGUACGCAAAUCUGUUCCGUGAUUGAACAGUAAGUCAUUCAGUUGCAGUUAAACCUGUUUUUCUGCAAAUUUUCAGUAACAUAAUAGUCAGCAGAGCUGCAAGUGACAAGCGGAUCAUUAGACUCAGUCAGACUGAAAUUUGUUUAUCGUAAGGCAAACUCCAAAGUACUGUUAGACAAAAACAUGAACCGGAAGAUUUGCAAUUGACUAAAAGGAAUUAAAAUUCAGUUUAACUUGUUCUUGAAACUUUUCAGUUUGUCAGAUUAAAAAGGGUAAUUUGGUCAGACACGUCCUUUCUAGGAAGAGAAAUUAUUUGCAGCCUUGGACGAGUCACUCUUUACGUAGAGUGUAGUGAUCACCUAUUGUCAAGGCUUGUGGAGGUGCAAGGACUGAGAAGUCUGGGUUGGAGACUUGUGGUCACGUUCUUUCCUUAGACAAUUAAUUGCUGCAAUUUAUCUCUCUCUUCAUGCGUCCCAGCUGUUUAUCUAUAAAGCGGUACUGGCACCAUGUUGUCAGUGGUAACCCUAUGAUGGAAUAGCAUGCCAUCCAGGAAAAAUAGCAAUACUCUUGGUACUUAAUGUUUUAAAGAAACGAGGGAUGAAAACCAGCCAGCUUCAUGGCUUGUGUUUGCCUUUAACUUUUGUAAGAAUCCCCUAUAUUACCUAGUUGCUGUCCAUUUCCUCAAGGCCAUCCUCUAAGACAGUCUAAACUGUUAGUAUGGUGUGUGACUGGAUAAGCACAGUUGAAGAACAACCUUGAAUUCUGUGUUCUUGAAUAGUUAACAUUGGAAGAGGACUGUUACUAAACUCCAUAUAUCUCUUGACUUCUCUGUAGGGCUAAAUCCAAGCUACCAGCCAAGUUACAGAAGCAGAAGACGUCAUAA